Pichia membranifaciens NRRL Y-2026 is the source of this 3600-nucleotide messenger RNA. RefSeq lists its product as hypothetical. The transcript has a single exon. The coding region runs from base 43 to 3441 and encodes 1132 amino acids. The record is from RefSeq and is a predicted model, not a curated record. Lineage: Eukaryota; Fungi; Ascomycota; Pichiomycetes; Pichiales; Pichiaceae.
ACUAUUGCAUGCUAGCUCUACGUCAUUAGUGACAUGGUAGAGAUGAAUUAUUCAGAAAGAAAAAACCGACAACUGAACUUAUCUCAUGUCCCGCAGUACCAACCUCCAUCAUUGCAUAUAGUAACGAGCUCUCGAAAUAGCUCUUGCUCGGUGAGAUCGGCUACUGAGAGCUUAAACGACUUUCUUGAUCUUUAUGCCGAUGAUAGUUCCAGUACAGAUGCUUUUUCAGUGACGCAUUCAAUCUCUGAUCUUAUAAAUCAGGAAUCUACAAUCCCCAACUCAAACAAACAUGUCAUUGGCUCAAUUGAAAAGGAAAGUUCAACAGAUGAGAUCGCAAUUCAAAGAGAUCGCCAGCCUACACAAUCCUUAGGCGAAAACGUUUCUUUAAUUGAGCAGCCACAUAAAAUGAUUUACUCCUCAGGUUUCAAAAAUGAAGAGCCAACUGCUGCUGCAGCAACAGCAUGUCAACCCAAUACUACCAUCAUAUCUGAUGUGGAUCAUACAAUUGUUGGUAAUUCGAUGAAUGAAAACACUCUCGAUAAUACAAUGUUGUCAGACCCAAAAUCACAGAGAUAUACAUAUAAUUUUGAUGAUGAAGAAUUAAAUGAAGGUUUGAGCAUAGACGAGUCCAUACUGGAUAUGAUAAAUAGUCUCGGAAGUGAGCUCGAUCCCGAACAAGAGUUGGAAAUAGAGCUCAGCCCCGAGAUAUUAGACCAAUUACACAAAACCAAUCUAAUGAGGUAUAAAUCGACGAGUAACAGUACUUUGAAUAGUAUAGAUUUGUUGAGCAUUGAAAUCCCGAGCGAAGAUGCAGAUUAUGACGAUCCAAAUAGAUUCAAAACUUUUUUUGGGAUUGAUAGUGGAACUUCCAGUAGUGAAUACGAAGAAAGUUGUGAAAUUAUCGAAGAAGAGGAGGAACAAGAGGAGGGAGAAGAAGAAUAUCAUGAAAGAGAAGAUGACGAGGUAGAGUUUCAAGAUGAAGGAAUAUCUGAAAGCGGGAGAGGAGAGGAUGCAGAAGAAAAUUACGAUGGAAUCGACGUAUCUGUAGAUACUCCACUAGAAUUUUUAAACAUUGGUGACCAAGCCAGUGAAUACAUUCAGAGCUUAGAUAUUAGUCCGGUUCCUGAAUCCAAUGAAAAUCUCCAAGGAACCUCAUUGUCAUUAGAUAUGUCUAUGCCUGACAAGCCUCCUCCUUAUUGCGAAGUGGAUGAAAUUCAUAUCAAGAGAUUGCAAGAGCAGCAAGACGAAGAGAUGGCAGUACGUUUACAGAGGGAAGAAUAUGAACAUGCCAACACCCCUUUCGAUGACCUGAUGCUUGAAGCACAAGAUCAUGUAUCAGAUAUUCGUCUGUCACCUGCAAAACCCAACUCUAGUGUAUCACUGUCUUUCAAUAACAGUCGAUCACUUAAUGCAUCCUCUAUUGCGCCUUCUAAUUCUGCUCACAAUUCUCCUUUGAAGAGAAAGAUUUCCAUCAAGCUAAAGAAAAAUAAGGAUGGCGAACUGAGCAGACAUGCGAGCGUAGACUAUUAUCAAAUGGAUAGGUAUCUUCCCCCUUACAGGUCAUUAAUUAAUCCUAACAAGGCAUUUGAUUAUCGGACCAACAGCUAUAUUGAUGCAAAUGAUAAUGAUAUAGAAAUCAAAUCUGGUGAAGAUAACAAGCCGAUGGUAGCAAUACACAAGAAAAAGCGUGACAGUAAAUUGAUGUCUAUCUUGCUGACCACAAACAACAAUAUCAAGCAGAAACUCAUCGAUGUUGCAAACGAUACACAGUCUAUUAAAUCAAGAUCGAGAUCAGUUAGGUCUUUAUCUUCAAUAACACAUAGCAUACAUUCGGAACCAAAAUCUAAGCCUACCGCUUUAUUCAAUGAUUUGCCAGGAGAGAUGCACCAAUUAAUCGUCAAUCAAAUUGAUAACCAACAUGAUUUGGUCAACUGCUUAUAUGUUUCCAGAUCGUUUCAGUCAUAUGCUAUACCAAAUCUGUAUAGAUAUCCAAAGUUUACUUCGAGUUAUAGAUUAGGCCAGUUUGUUCACACAAUUUUAAACUACCCAACCUAUGCAACGUUUGUGAAAGUCUUGGAUCUAUCUAAAAUUACUUUUCCUGUCUUUUUGACCGAAUCCGAAAAGGUUAAAUAUCAGGAUAAAUUGGUUUAUGGCUCUUCUACGGCCAUGGAGCUUCUCAAUGAGAAGAAAAGGGUUGUGCAUGCUGGAUGGAGAGAUUGGAAAUAUAGAAAUCAUCCUUUGUACGGAGAUUUCAACAAAUGGAGAAAACGAGCCAAUUCUGUAUCCACCACAGCGUCAACAGGCUCUGGCGGUAUUUCGUGGGAUUUGGCAACAAGCAAAAAUUUAUCUGCCCCCAAUCUACUUGACCCAAAGAAAUUCACUUCGUCAAUGACGACCAAUACCAUGGUGUCCACUAAUACCCGGGUCAGGUCGCAUUCUGGAUCGGAGAAUACGAUGAAACGGCUGUCAAACAAAUCUCGAUCGAGAUCCAAUUCUGCUUCUAACAACAGUAGACUGAAUAGCUUGGGUAGUACCGGUACCCGAAAUAGCUACACCGGAGGUACCAGUAGUGGCAAUAGCAGUGCCAAUGCAAGCAACAGUAGCCGUAGUAGCAAGCAAGGGGAUAAUGGCAGUUUUGUUAAGUCGUUCAAAAAGGCCUUUGGGUUAGAUCCAGCGGUGCCUGGGAAGAAGCGGCGUGGGAUCAGUCCUGUGAGAAAGCCACUUGUCAAGGCAUCUUCGUCAGGCACAAUUCCAACUUGGCAGAAGAAGAAAGUGCAUGGAAAGCACGAGAAUACGCAUUUGUCUUCCAAAUCCAAGGCCAGUAGUAGCAAAAGAAAAAGCGCUGAAAGUGGAGACGGUGGUUGCAAUGGCGAGACUCGCCCAUUUGGAACACCACACCAGAAAAUGAACAUAUUACUGAAGCAGUACUGUUUCAACCGGGAUGUUCCUGUUGGCUACAUCAUCCACAUUUUGGACGAGUGUGCCAACUUAGAGGAACUCAACUUGAGCAACGUGGUAGUAAGCACGGACUACGAGCUCCGUGACUACGCAUCGUUUGAUUGGUACAGUGGGAGCGGGGAGAUGAUAGGGAAGUCGAGGGUUCCUGUUGUUCUUGACCCGGGGAGGCCUGUUUUCUGGAGCGAUUCCGGGCGGGAUAUGGAUCUGACGGACACGACGUUCAUCCAGAACUACGCCGAGAGCAUGGAAGUGAAGGCGUUGUGGAAGCACAUCUACAGGAUGCGGAAGCUAAAGAGGCUUCUCCUGCGCAGAAUCAACUCGCUGGAGAUGAGCAUUAUCGAAGGGUUUGUGAUGCGGAGCGAGUUCCGGGAGAGCUUGCAAUACCUCGACUGCAGCAAAUCGGGGAUGGUGAAGCGGUCCGAGUGGGACGAGCUGAAAAGUGCGCAGGAGUGGAGACAGUACUUCAGGUCCAAGCCGUUGUGAGAGCGUUUGCUUGGGUUGCUAUUUAUGUUGCUGCUGCUACCAAUCCAGCACGCCAGUGCCAGUGCUGCUAUUGUCCAGCUGAAAAAUGUAUUAGUGCUGCCUAAUAUAUCUGUGUAGAGUAAUUGAAUAAUUUGUCACCAAUACCAUACUAUUACGUUU